Molecule: messenger RNA, 942 nt
Organism: Spea bombifrons (plains spadefoot toad)
Lineage: Eukaryota; Metazoa; Chordata; Amphibia; Anura; Pelobatidae
Gene: NPY
Product: neuropeptide Y
Exons: 4
Coding region: 171-464 (97 amino acids)
Biological process (GO): neuropeptide signaling pathway; feeding behavior
Cellular component (GO): extracellular region
Molecular function (GO): neuropeptide hormone activity; neuropeptide Y receptor binding
Source: RefSeq, a predicted model, not a curated record
CACAGCAUGGCAGAGAUACGACAAAAGCUGGUGAUCACGGAGAACAAGUAAAGCCAGAUUAAUCCUAAUUACCGUGAAGACAAAAAAAAGAGAGAGUGGCAGAAAAAGGGAAAGCAAGCAGACUCUGAAGAAAAAAAGAAAUUAGUGUACUGCGAUCUACAGAAACCAACAUGCAGGGAAGCAUGAGGUUGUGGAUGUCGGCACUGACUGUAUGUCUGUCUUUGCUGAUAUGCCUGGGAACAUUUGCAGAGGCUUACCCUUCAAAACCAGAUAAUCCAGGUGAAGACGCACCGGCAGAAGACAUGGCCAAAUAUUACUCUGCACUGAGGCACUAUAUCAACCUUAUAACAAGACAGAGAUAUGGGAAAAGAUCCAGUCCCGAGGCAAUGCUUUCAGAUGUUUGGUGGAGAGAAAGUUCAGAAAACAUCCCUCGAUCUCGGUUUGAAGACCCGCCCAUGUGGUGAUGAAAAUUGACAUUCAUCUUCAGUCUUUUCCAAGUUUUUGAUCCAUGUAUCAUUGCUAAAUGACAAAUCAGACUUUAUCAACACUCCCAAACACACCCAAUGCAUGCAGACAUCUACUAAAUCCUGUAAAGUUGUUUAAUUUCUCCAUUCUACCUUACAUAGAGGCAUCUACGGCUGAAGUAUAUAAUUUGUGGAUUAAAACGUGCAAUACAAAGAUUAUAACAUUGUUGGUUCUUGCCAGUCCAGGAAACUUCCCCCCAGUCUCUGCCAGAAGGAUUUACGCUGACGGUGAUAGGGUCAAAUCUGCUAAAAUGUGUACAAAUACCCUUCCUUUAACAAUCCCUUGUGCAGCGUUUAAAUAGAACUUUUGAUUUCAUGUGUAUCUUUUGUGUGGAAAAGGUAAAAUGUUGUUUGUUGGUAAUCUUUAUUAUGUGUAACACACUUUAGCAAAAUAAAAUCCUUUAAAAGCUGUUUUGAA